This is a messenger RNA of Rubroshorea leprosula, 527 nucleotides long. Lineage: Eukaryota; Viridiplantae; Streptophyta; Magnoliopsida; Malvales; Dipterocarpaceae. The record is from the annotation of a GenBank genome assembly.
AAAUCAACCACUAGGAAACACCACAUGGAUGAAUCCGUCAUGUUCAAAGUAAUGCAACAACAAUUUUAAAGAUUGGACAUCAUGUUUGAUGAGAUUAAAGACAAAAUGGAGAAGCAAGAUGCAACCAUAGCCAAGGUAUGGCUAGAUGAACGUUACCCGUUUGGCGAAGCAAGGCAUCUGUACCAACGAAGCUUGGCGUUGGCGAUGUUGCCUAACUUCGCUAGAAAGGGGCUAGGUGGCGGAGACAUGGAAAUGAACUUGAUUCCUGGAACAGUGUCAUUUGAUGCUAACCAAAGGUUGGAAAUCUCGUCAGAAACUAACCAGAGAUACUGUCUUGGUCACCAUCAGUAACUUGCAGCCAUAUUUAAUGCAAGGGUGGCUACAUAGGUUCCAUGGCUCUGGAAACUGUUGUAAAAGAUUACUAUUUGUUUCCAAAAUCUUCCAAAAUCUUGUGCAGAACUUGAGGAACUUACCAAAUCCUGUGUAGAUGUUGUUUUUGUUGGCUGUAAUCAAGCACUUCCCCAAUG